GACCUGCAGCCUCUGCCUUCAUUGGGACUGCCAGGAUGGGGAACAGCGGCUCAGCCGUGAAGGUCUGCACAGAUCACCAAGGAGGCAUCAACUGGCUGAGCCUGAGCCCAGAUGGGCAGCGCCUGCUCACGGGUAGUGAGGAUGGCACUGCGCGGCUCUGGAGCACUGCCGACAGCCAGUGCCAUGGCCACUUCCAAGGACAUGAAAGUUACAUCACCUUUUGCCACUUAGAAAAUGAGGCUGCCUUCACGUGUAGCGCAGAUCAUACCAUUCGAAAGUGGGAUGUGAUGACAGGUCAGUGCCUGGCCAUUUACCGAGGACACACAUCAAUUGUUAACAGGAUCCUGGUUGCCAAAGACUAUCUCUUUAGUGGCUCCUAUGAUAGGACGGCCCGCUGUUGGAGUGUGGACAAGGAGAAACAAAUCCAGGAAUUCCGGGGCCAUCGGAACUGUGUCCUGACUCUAGCUCACUAUUCCUCCAGGGAUGUUCUUGAAGAAGAGGAGGAGGAAGAGGAGGAGGAGGAGAAAGUGAGCAGAGACCUCCUGGUGACAGGUAGCACAGACUGCACUGUUAAAGUCUGGUGGGUGUCCAGUGGGCGCUGUUACCAGACUCUGCUGGGACACACUGGGGCUGUCUUAUGCCUUAUACUUGACGCACCAAACAGGGAGCUGUUUUCUGGCAGCACGGAUUAUACCAUUCGAACGUGGAAUAUUGUCACUGGUGAGCAGCUGAAAGUGUUCAAAGAGCAUCAAGGAUCAGUAAUUUGCCUAGAGCUAGUGAAUCGGCACUUGUAUUCAGGAAGCGCGGACAGGACAGUGAAGUGCUGGUUAGUAGACACUGGGGAGCGAAUCCAAACGUACAAGGCUCACAAACACAGCGUUAGCACUUUGAAAUACCACGCUGGGAUCUUGUUCACAGGAAGUGGUGAUGCCUGCGCAAGAGCUUUCAAUUCCAAGAGUGGUGUCCUGCAGAAGAUCUUUCGAGGGCACAAGUUCAUCAUCAACUGCAUCCAGAUCCACAACGAGUUGCUCUACACAGCUUCCCACGACGGCACACUAAGGAUUUGGGACAUCCGGGGGAUAUGCAAGAGAAAUAAGCGGCGUUUGAAGAAGGAGAGGUCUGCCCAGGGCAGGAGCUCUCAGAAGGGAAGUCUGUCUCGUCUCUUCAACAAUAAAGUAGGCUGUAUGGUACAGCAAGAAAAUGGGGAACAUGAGGCCGUUGAACUAAUGUGACUGUCCAGAACAGACUUUCCAUCAGUGACCAAAGCUGAACCUUUUGUUUUCUGCACCACUGUGUCCGUGUAAACCAGAACUUGGAAAGAGAUGGGAAACGGCUUUGCUUGAACCUCUGUUUCAGGAGCCAGGAUUCUCUGUGACUGUCAGAUGGACUCAAGUCAGAUAUUGUCACUGGAGAUCACUCUCAGCUGAGCAGUACUGGGAUCAGGAGGGACUGCAGUGUGGUUCA
Molecule: messenger RNA, 1464 nt
Organism: Gymnogyps californianus (California condor)
Lineage: Eukaryota; Metazoa; Chordata; Aves; Accipitriformes; Cathartidae
Gene: WDR86
Product: WD repeat domain 86
Exons: 6
Coding region: 36-1232 (398 amino acids)
Molecular function (GO): protein binding
Source: RefSeq, a predicted model, not a curated record